UUAAAUCAUCUUCCUCACUUCCAAUUUCAUUUCUUAGAGCCGUCGUUUCAGAUUUCUUCUUCUUCCAGAGAGAGUCAAGAGUAACGGUGAGCUUUGGAUCUAAUCAAUCAACGAUGGAAGUUGCUUUUCCAUCUUCACCGCCGGCGAAAUGCAUCGGUGAUGACCGAUUAACCAUGGAUUUCUCCAAAUUAGGAUUCCCAGAAGAAGAAGAAAUUAAAAAAUUGGAAAGAUCGUGGAGUAAACUCGAAGAAUCCGUCGAAUUUAACGAAGACGAAGACGAUGAAGAUGAAGAAGAAGAAGAAGAGUUUUCGUUUGCUUGUGUAAACGGAGAAGGAUCUCCAAUAACAGCUGAUGAAGCUUUCGAAGAUGGUCAGAUCCGUCCUGUGUUUCCUCUGUUUAACCGCGAUCUUCUCUUCGAUUACGAAAACGACGAUGACAAAAGCGACGACGUUUCGGUCACCGACGAGAACAGACCACGUCUUAGAAAAUUAUUUGUUGAGGAUCGUAACGGUGACGGUGACGGCGAAGAGACGGAGGAUUCUGAGAAAGAACCGUUAGGACCGUAUUGUUCUUGGUCAGGAGGAACGGUUGCGGAAGCGUCGCCGGAGACUUGCCGGAAAAGUAACUCGACGGGAUUUUCUAAGCUUUGGAGAUUUAGAGAUCUUGUUUUGAGAAGUAAUAGUGAUGGAAGAGACGCGUUUGUUUUCUUGAAUAAUAAUAACAACGUCGGUGACAAGACUCGGACUCGGUCUUCUUCGUCGUCGUCUGCGGCGGCGGAGGAGAAUGAUAAGAAGGUGGUGACAGAGAAGAAAAAGGGGAAGGAGAAAACGACGACGACGACGGAGACGAAGAAGAAGACGAUGACUAAAUCGGCGCAUGAGAAGCUGUACAUGAGAAACAGAGCGAUGAAGGAAGAAGUGAAACACAGAUCGUAUCUUCCGUACAAACAAGUUGGGUUCUUCACUAAUGUGAAUGGUCUUAGCAGAAAUAUUCAUCCUUUCUGACCAAAAAAAAAAAAAUAAUGAGAAUGGUUUUUG
Messenger RNA from Arabidopsis arenosa, 1037 nucleotides. The record is from the annotation of a GenBank genome assembly. Lineage: Eukaryota; Viridiplantae; Streptophyta; Magnoliopsida; Brassicales; Brassicaceae.